Penicillium manginii is the source of this 3843-nucleotide messenger RNA. Its product is annotated as hybrid sensor histidine kinase/response regulator. The transcript is spliced from 3 exons. Lineage: Eukaryota; Fungi; Ascomycota; Eurotiomycetes; Eurotiales; Aspergillaceae. The coding region runs from base 1 to 3843 and encodes 1280 amino acids. Gene Ontology annotation, biological process: phosphorylation; phosphorelay signal transduction system. The record is from RefSeq and is a predicted model, not a curated record. Gene Ontology annotation, molecular function: protein binding; phosphorelay sensor kinase activity.
AUGGCUGCUAUCAUAGGUCUCGGUACGCAGUCGCGUUAUAGACUGGCGCAAGAACGAGAGUUCCACAAAUAUUUUCCGCACGAACAAUCCUCGGCACGCUAUGCCCCGUUUGAUCGCGCCAGUGAGGACGGCUUCACUCCUGUGGCCUCUUCGGACUCGGCCUUGAAUUCUUACGCCCAGUUAGCUACAAAACGACUGGGUGUUGAGCGAGCUAUUAUUUCCCUAUUUGAUUCCACCCACCAACAUCUACUGGCAGAGGCUACUCCAAGCCUGAGUCUUAUUGGGGGUCGCAUGGCAAAUGAAAAUGAGCGCUUAAUCUUGGGGAGCUGCACGUUCCCGAAGGAGCGAGGAAUAUGCCAUUGUGUCGAGUCAACACCACGCCGUUCUAGUGAACAUCAGGCUGGAGAUACAGGCGAUAAUGACAGCGUCUUCAUUGCUCUAGAUAUGAAAAAGGAUGAGCGUUUCAAUCUUUCGAACCUGCAAGCUGGGCUGUCGGAAAUACGCUCUUUCGUCGCAGUCCCAAUAAUUAGUCCGCGGGGAUACAAUAUUGGUGCUUUUACUGUAAUGGACAGCAAGGCAAAAUCAUCGGAACCUGAUCAGCACUCUCGUCAAUUUCUGAAGGAUAUGGCUGCGACUGUGAUGGAACACCUGUCAAUGAGAGAGGCUACAGUAAAAAUCCGUCGAGCAGAGCGCAUGAUUGUUGGUCUUGGCAGCUUUGUCGAAGGAAGAUCCACACUUCGUGAUUCAUGGCCAGAGGCACAUGCUCAGCACCUUUCAGCAGAAACCUCUGGGGAAUCUGCAGAAGGCCAGCUGAACAUCGAGCAACAAGAUUUACAAGAGCUUGCAAAGGAAACAGGCAAGAAAACACUGUCAAUUCGACAACUACCGCACAGAGCUCAUCGUUCUCGAGCCAGUAGUCCUAAAUCAGGCGACUCUGGUCAGAAAACACUACCUGACGAGACAAAAAUUCCACCGACCCAUGGAAGAAAAUUCUCUGAAGAUAAGAACGUCGCGCGAGCCGUCCUGGAAGGCAGUAGUCUAAAACAUGACGCUUUCCCAUCCAGUAUAAGGAACGUCUUUUCCCGCGCAGCAAAUUUACUCAGAGAGUCAAUUGGGGCGGAAGGAGUGAUGUUUCUUGAUGCAAAUUCCCAUCGCUUCGGGGAUCUGGUCGAUGAGAAGAAGCGCAGAGUGUCCGGCUCCGGUUUCGAUGAAACUAAGACAGGCGGCGACGACGAAAGCACUGGUUCAGAAUCAUCGUCUCGUCGGUCUGUUACCGAUACUGAUCGGGAUUCUGACCAUGGUGGUCAGAGAGUUUCUGAAUGCCUAGGAUUUUCAAGCUCAAGGGUCUCAAGCAUCAAUGACGAAGAAAGGGCUGGCCGAGCAGUCAUGGUACCAGAGCCGAUAUUUAGCUCUUUAAUUAACCGCUACCCCCAAGGGAAAAUCUUCACAUACAAUUCAAAUGGGUCUGUCUCAGAGGACAGUGACCGUCGAAUCCAAGAACAUUCACGAUCUGAUAACGCUACCAUGCCAUAUAAAAAUGACUGUCAUUCAUCAAGCACACGCAGACGCAGGCCAGCCUUUCAGCGACAUGCUGAUGACUUGAUCAAAAUAUUUUCCGGCGCCAGAAGCGUUCUCGUCUUACCUAUCUGGGAUGUAGACCGAAAGAGAUGGUUUGCGGGAGCCUUGAUCUGGACAAAUGAGCCACACCGAGUCUUCACAUUGGAAAAUGAGCUAGUCUAUACAUCUGCCUUCGCAAACAGUAUAAUGGCGGAAAUUCGGCGUAUUGAUGUCGAGGUAGCGGAGAGGGCGAAGACCAACCUCGUCAGCAGCAUCACGCACGAACUUCGAAAUCCACUGCACGGAAUCUUGGGCACGGCCGACAUUCUGAGUGACACAGCCAUGAAUGCACUCCAGUAUGGGAUGGUUCAUACGGUCGAGUCAUGUGGUCGUACUCUGCUGGAUACUAUCAAUAGCCUGCUUGAUCUAACAUUCAUCGAUCAAUACAGGAAAGGCGACACUACUCGAAAUGGAAAGCGCAGAAAGAAAUCACAAUCACAGCAGAAUAUCCCGCUUGGUCAGAACCCAUCAACUUCUCAUGUUGAGCUGGAUGCUGUCCUCGAAGAAGUUACAGACUGUGUGUUUGCCGGUCACUGCUUCUAUAAUCAUCCACAGACGCCUCCCCCAGCUCUCACGGAGUCUUCCUCACGAUCCGCCGGCCAGGCUAAUCAAGCAGAUCCUGUUGACCCCCGAGCCAGUCAGGUCACGGUCAUCUUUGACAUCGACGCAAGCACAGAAUGGGAUUUUGAGACUCAUGCUGGUGCGUGGAGACGCAUUCUUAUGAAUGUCUUCGGCAACGCACUUAAGUACACUCCUUCUGGAUAUAUCUACCUUGGGUUGAAAUCAUCUGCAAGCUCUACUAGCUCAAUUUCGAAGAAGUCUCCUAGCGAGCAAAAGCAGGGUUUUGAUGUCACUAUUACCGUGAAAGAUACCGGAAAGGGCAUUGGGCCAAAGUUCCUACAAAGCGAUCUGUUCAACCCAUUUAAGCAGGAGGAUCCUCUUGCAUCCGGAAGCGGGCUAGGACUGAGUAUUGUUCGCCAGGCUGUCGGUCUACUCGGGGGAUCUAUUGAAAUUGAAUCAACUGUGGGACAAGGCACUCAAAUCUCAAUCCAUGCACCACUCAUGAAGUCCAUGAAAACUUCAGAUUCGUCGUCAUCGAGAUCCAUUUCCUCUCUGAAAGUUCAAACUGAAGGACGCACUGUGGGAAUUCUAGGAUUCGGGCAGUCUCUCAAGUCGCAACGUGACACAGCAUUGUAUUCGUCAUUGGAACGAAUGUGCCGUGAUUGGUUUGGCCUUGAAGUGACUAAUAUCUCACCAUCAGAUGGGAAAAGCUUUGGUUUUGAUUUCUACUUUGCUGUGCAGACUGAGUUAGAUUGUGAGGACGUUGAUGGAAGAGACAUAUUUGGUCUUGCCCGUAAUUUGGAUUUUGGAGACACCCAUAAUUCACCGGUCAUCGUCGUCUGCCAGUCGCCAGAGGAAGCUCAUCGCAUGUAUGUUUUAUCCCGAAACCGAAGUGAGGCAACAUUUUUUGAGUUUGUGAGCCAGCCUUGUGGGCCGAGAAAGCUGGCUCGGGCAAUAAAUAUGUGCUUGAAACGACAACAGGAACAGGAACAAGGACGACACAAAAGUGAUGAGCCAACUCACUGGGUAGAGGUGCCUAGAUCCUCCCACCUCCCAGUAGACAUCGAUGCCAGAGAUCCUCCACAGGAUCGGAUGAGAAUUAGCAAGCGACCGACCGCAGAAACAAUGAGCAAGGAGAAGAAUGGGAGCCCUGGACAAAGUCCUGAAAAUCAAAAGAUUGAUUCAAAACAACCAGUUCUGUCAGACCUCCCUCUCAAGCGCGAGGAAGGAGCGCCGAGCAACGACGCACAAGUUGGCCAAGAGCGGAUUGUCUUGCUAGUUGAUGACAAUGAUGUCAAUCUCCAGCUGCUUUGUGCCUAUGCUCAGAAAGGCGGGUUUACCUACAAGUCGGCUAAGGAUGGCGCUCAGGCGGUUGACCUUUUUAAGGCCGAACCUGGGGCAUUUCAGGCUAUCGUAAUUGAUAUAUCAAUGCCCGUAAUGGAUGGCUUUCAAGCAUCACGGGAAAUUAGACGCAUAGAAAAGGAGUUUCGCGCCGGGUUAUCCGAAUCGGCUCAAAACGUGCUUCCACCCACAACCAUCGCUGCAUUAACCGGGCUUGAUAGCGCCGGUGCUCAGAAGGAGGCUUUGUCGUCCGGAAUCAACACUUUCCUGGUCAAGCCCCUUAAGCGAAAGGAAUUCUUAGCUGUCUUGCGCCGCCAAUUUUAG